This is a messenger RNA of Procambarus clarkii (red swamp crayfish), 3872 nucleotides long. The record is from RefSeq and is a predicted model, not a curated record. Lineage: Eukaryota; Metazoa; Arthropoda; Malacostraca; Decapoda; Cambaridae.
GGCUGGCGGCCACCAGUAAGGCUGAGGAUGCCGCCUUUGUUGGACGUGGUGGUGGUCGCGGCGCUCAGCACCACACCAACACGCCUCACCACGCCACACUACCACAACGCACUCACCACACCUCGCCCACCACACUACUACCCCCGCCGCCGCUAGCCCCCCCUGCACUAUAUUCCCGCCUCCACCCACAGUGACACCACCACUACCAACAUCACCACCAUUUCCCAGCCUUGCUCAACACCACCACCACCACCACCACCACUACUACACCACAACCAGCCUUGCAUCCUACAACCUCAAACUACAACCACGCUUAUCUCUAACUACCAGCAACGUAACCAGCACCUCUGCGCCACACCACAACCACCAUCCUUCUACCACACCACACCCCCUCCCCCCAACUAACACUCUACCUCACUGCAACCACCACCAACCACCACCCCUACCCCAUCCACUACAACCCAGCCACACCACUCUACCACACACCACUGCCGGGGUGAGGUAGGGGGGUGGUAGCAGCCAGCCAAGGCAAAAGUAACUGCUAGUUAAAGGGGAUCGUCUUGCGGACGACCGCGCCAAGACUUCUGCCUUGGUUGUCUCUCGCGAACAUCACACUGAGACAACCUCCACAAGUGUCUCUUGCGAUGAGACAGCGUCAAGUUUACCGCCUUAGUUCCCGUACCUCACACUGAGACCCCUUCCUCAAGUGUGUCUCCUGCAGACCACGGUAUCAAGACUACUGCCUUAGCUCGUCUCUCGCGUAUACUCAGCACCGAGAUCACUGCCUCAGGUCUCUCACAUACCUCAGUGCCGUGACCAGUCUCUCAGGUAUCAAGUGGGUCUCACCAAGAGACCACAGACCUGUCUUCUCUUCCACUGAGACCACAGUGACGGACAAACAGAUAGGUGUGUGAAAGCAAAAUUUCGUUAGUUAUCAGGAACGGAAAGAGACCCUCCCAAACUCUCCUCCCAUUUCUUCCAUGAAGGAGAAAAGGUGCUAUUAAUAGAGCAGUGAAUGAAGUGCUGAAUAAGGCAGUGAAAGGAGAAGCAAAUCUACAUAACACUGUCACAUCACUGAAGUCGUUUCCAUCAUAAUGAUUACGUUUCCACCACCGCCUUGUCACUAUAUGUGCCAGGAAGAGAGAGUCCUCGGGUACGAGGACGGCCGAGACCUGGACCUCGAGCUAGAAAACAAUCAGGACCUCGGGGUUGUAAUAGAUGGUGGACGAGACUUGGGAAGGGUUCGUCAAAACAGCCGAGAGGUCAUCGUACGCCGAAAUAGCCGCGAGCUUGCACGUCAAAACAGUCAAGACUUGGGACUGAUGCGUGACACCUGUCAGGACCAUGGUUUAGGGCACGAGAACAGUCGAGACCUGGCCUUGGUGCGUAAGAACAGUCGAGACCUGGCCUUGGUGCGUAAGAACAGUCGAGACCUGAGCUUAAUGUGCGAGAACAGUCAGGACCUUGGUUUGGUGCGUGAGAACAGUCGAGACUUGGGUUUGGUGCGUGAAAACAGUCAGGACCUUGGUUUGGUGCGCGAGAACAGUCGGGACUUUGGUUUGGUGCGCGAGAACAGUCGGGACUUUGGUUUGGUGCGCGAGAACAGUCGGGACUUUGGUUUGGUGCGCGAGAACAGUCGGGACUUUGGUUUGGUGCGCGAGAACAGUCGGGACUUUGGUUUGGUGCGCGAGAACAGUCGGGACUUUGCCUUAGUUCGUCAAGACAGCCGAGAUCUUGGUCUAGUACGGCAAGACAGCCGGGAUCAUGGACUAGUACGCCAAGAUAGCCAAGAUAGCCGAGAUCUUGGACUAGUUCACCAAGAUAGCCGAGAUCUUGGACUAGUUCGCCAAGAUAGCCGAGAUCUUGGACUAGUUCGCCAAGACAGCCGAGAUCUUGGACUAGUUCGCCAAGACAGCCGAGAUCUUGGACUAGUUCGCCAAGACAGCCGAGAUAGCCGAGAUCUUGGACUAGUUCGCCAAGACAGCCGAGAUAGCCGAGAUCUUGGACUAGUUCACCAGGACAGCCGAGAUAGCCGAGAUCUUGGACUAGUUCGCCAGGACAGCCGAGAUAGCCGAGAUCUUGGACUAGUACGCCAGGACAGCCGAGAUAGCCGAGAUCUUGGACUAGUACGCCAAGAUAGCCGGGAUAGCCGAGAUCUUGGACUAGUACGCCAAGAUAGCCGGGAUAGCCGAGAUCUUGGACUAGUACGCCAAGAUAGCCGAGAUCUUGGACUAGUGCACCGAGACAGUCGAGAUCUGGGCUUGGUGCGCAAGGACAGUCGAGACCUGGAAUUAGUACGCCAAAAUAGUCAAGAUCUUAGCCUGAGGUGCCAAAACAACCGAGACUUAUGUUUGGUACGCAAAAAUAGCCGAGACCUGGACUUGGUGCACGACGACGGAAGAGAACUGGUACUCGUGCGCGAUGAUGGCCUGGUGUUUGACUAUAGCGACGAAACUGUGAGCCAGUUGGAGGAGGAGGAGGAAGAGGGAGAAGGAGAGGAAGAGGAGGAAGAAGAAGAUAGCCUGGGAGACAGGACUCCCGAGGCAGACAUCAGCUACGUCUCUACCAUCUUCCGCUGCGGUUGUAGCUGCUGCUGGAGGUACCAGCUCUGCAGAUCGGGGGUAAGUUGAUUUCCAAUAUCAGGUUGGAAAAUUGAGUUGUCCUAAAUGUAAUGUUUCUAUUCCUGUGUGCAUUUUAUUUGUAUUGACCUGUACAGCAUUACGUUAUAUACUUACGCACUAUGAGGCGUUUAUGUAGGUACUAAUCUAGCUUUCUGGUGUUGAAGACAACACCAGAAAGUGUUGAAAGAAAGUGUUUUCUGGUGUUUUAGCUUAAAUGUGGAGAUAAGUGAACAUUUACAGUUUCGUCAAUACAGGAGAUUAAAUGUUUUUUGAUUGUUGAUUGUUUGUGGAUGAACAAUGUCAAGUGGGAGCCACUGACGAACCUUUCCUUCCGCGUCCGCCCUUCCCGGAAGGUGCUGAUGCCACAACUACACAUUAAAUUGGGCCUUAGGAAACAAUUGGUCACGUCUCAUGAUUAGGGUUGGCAGCCUUCAAGUACCUUCAAUACCUCUUCCCUAAGCUGUUUUUGGCAAGGGCCAAAGCCGAUGUUUUCUCCAGACCUCAGAUAAAUUUAGAAGAUCCUGGAAAGAAGGUCCUGGACCAUUCUCAAGACAAUCGACUUGAGAAUGGUCCAGGUCCAGGACAAUCGACGUUUCGGUCUUGGACGGACCGAAACGUCGUCGUCCCUUCACUUUCUAGUGUGUGUGGUGUGGUCAAGAUCCUGGAAAGCAAGGAACUCACUACGAAGACAAAAUAAUUGUUAAUCUUGAAAAAGUACUCUAUAAUCUUUUGUGGUAAUUUUUGUAUAACUUUAGUAUAAAUAUACAGUAUGUUUAUUUAUAUAUUUUUCUGAAUUCAUGUAAAGGAAAAGAUGCAAAUUCACUUGAUUUCUUGUAGGAAACAGGUCAACUUCAAAAUACCACAGUUCUGGCCACAAAAGCAAAUUUUGAGGGGGGGAAAUAAUAUCCAUUUUCUAUAAUUUUUUGGGCAUAAAAAAUUUGCCAAAACACUUUCUGCCUAGAAACAAAAUUUGUGUUACGUUGUGUUAUAUCAAGAGUUAGUAAUGUUAUAGGUAAAGUUGCAUAGGUAAAUAUAAUUGUGGAUAUUUAAACGACAAGUCUUUAUUGUUAUUGUAGUCGACUUUAACUCUACUCUUGUGGUCUCUGGUGUCUCUUAACCCCUCACGUGCUGAUCGUAAUCCUGUAUUGAUGUUCUUCAUCUGUAGUAGAUAUAUGACGCAAGUUUUGGCGGGUUGUAUCAGCGGAGGGGAGUUAACUUUUAUAUCUUCCAUCUUGAGGUUAUCUUGAGAAG